This is a messenger RNA of Suillus discolor, 924 nucleotides long. Its product is annotated as phospholipid methyltransferase-domain-containing protein. Gene Ontology annotation, molecular function: S-adenosylmethionine-dependent methyltransferase activity. Gene Ontology annotation, biological process: phosphatidylcholine biosynthetic process. The transcript has 5 exons. NCBI's taxonomy places the organism in Eukaryota, Fungi, Basidiomycota, Agaricomycetes, Boletales, Suillaceae. Bases 112 to 711 code for a protein of 199 amino acids. The record is from RefSeq and is a predicted model, not a curated record.
AGUCAAGUGAAGCUUUUCAAGUCCGCGGUGACAGGUACCGUGAGAAGUUCGCGUAGAAGUUAAGAGUUGAAUGGAGUAUUUUCACCUUCUCUCAGCUUCAACUGCAACAAGAUGGACGUUUUUUCUACCAUUGUAAAUGCAUCUGCGAUGUCUCUGCAUGUUUCGCUUCUUGCCAUCGCGUUUAACCCAACAGCUUGGAACAUCGUGGCCCGGAAUGAGUACAGAAACAAGACGAUUACUCGCAUAUUUGGUGGUAAUGCUCGCUAUGGAUGUUACUUCUUAGCCAUCAUGAUAUUUUCAUUUGGGAUGCUUCGUGAUCAUUUAUAUCAGCGUGCUUUGAGCGACCAACCUCGAGUUCCUAUGCUCUCUGCGCCAUAUGACAUUCUGAUACCGGUCGUUCUGUUUGCCAUCGGCCAGCUGUUUGUUGUCACUUCCACUUGGGCCCUGGGAAUAACUGGAACUUUCCUCGGGGACUACUUCGGUAUUCUGAUGGAUCAUCGCGUACAGGGUUUCCCGUUCAAUGUUCUGAGGGAUCCUAUGUAUGUUGGAAGUACGAUGUGCUUUAUUGCGACGGCCUUAUGGUACGAGCGGCCAGCCGGACUCCUCGUGAGUUUGUACGUGUAUAUCGUUUACCUGAUUGCACUACGAUUUGAAGGACCAUUCACUGACAUGAUCUACUCCAAACGAGCCUCUACGAAGAAGGCAUUAUGAUCACGACACCUGAAUGACAUACGGACACACAUUAUCAUUUACUUGGUCACCAAUAUACUAUGGUAACUUGCUCCAUCUGGCCAAGCUAAAAUUGUGCUUGUACAUAGCGUUGAUAAUUGUUUGAAUGUUAACGUCAUACAAGUUGGCGUCAAAGUUUAUCAUUCGUUGUGCCGCUGCAUGAUUUCACCGUGAUACUGGUAUGAAUAAAUUGAC